UUCUUCUUUGCUCGGUAAAUAUUUUGGCAUAAUUUUUGUCUAUCUUAGAUAAUAAUCAAAAUUAAGGAUUUUGAUAACUUCAUUUUUAGUAAUUGUAUACCAUGGGAAAUAAAAUAAUUACCUAAAUGCUCAUCUGCAACAAUAAUGAAUUCGAGAUGAUUUUACAGAUGGUAUGAAAACCGGUUUUUUAAUAUUAAUGAGUGUAUAAAUAGAAGUCCUUUUGAUUCAAGGCCUGAACAUCUUGUGAGUGAGUGACAAUAACAACACAUAUCUAAGAAUAAACAAUUAACAUAGGAGCACUAAGAAAACUUCCUUUGGCGAAAACAUCCUAGAAGAUUAAGUCGGAAGUAAAUCAAAAUGCAAAGCAGCAUAGCACCGAACUGUAUGGUGGUGACACCACACCACUUGGCCACCCAGAGUGCACUGGCCAUACUGAGAGAAGGAGGAACUGCUAUUGAAGCAAUGGUGUCUGCUGCUGCAACAGUAGCUGUGGUCUAUCCUCACAUGAACAGCAUAGGAGGCGAUUCAUUUUGGCUCAUCGUACCACCCACGGGGGACCCUAUAGUAAUCGAAGGACGCGGAGCAGCCGGCUCAUUAGCUACACUCGAUUUCUUUAAAGAUUACAAAAAUAUUCCAUUUAGAGGACCAAAAGCUGCUAACACAGUAGCAGGUACUGUAGGUGCUUGGGAAGAAGCACUUCAGUACGUAUCUGAAUGUGGAUAUCAACGGAUGUCAUUAUCCAAGUUACUUGCUGAUGCUAUUAAGUAUGCACAAGAUGGGUUCCCUGUAACAAAAUCUCAUUACGAGAGCUUGAAAAAUAUUCAAGCCGAAGGAAAUGUCCCUACUGACUUCGGAAGAGUUUUUAUUCCUAAUGGAAAAAUUCCAAAAGUGGGAGAAACAUUUUGCCAGAAGCAACUCGCUAGCACCCUGCAGCAUUUAGUUGAAAACGGUCUCAACAGUUUCUAUAAAGGCGAAUUGGCGAAAUUGAUUGCCGAGGACAUGGAGUCGUUAGGCAUGCCUAUCACGAAAUCAGAUCUUACAAACUACGCUCCAGUUAGGAAAGUUCCUUUACGAUUAUUACACAGCCACGGCGAGGUAUUCAACAUUCCUCUGCCUCAAGGUUUAGUUUCGCUAACUAUUCUCGGUAUCUUAGACAAGUUAGGUAUUGAUGGUCAACAUGAAGGCCAAUUUGUUCAUGCUGCAGUAGAAGCUACGCUACAAAGUUUUAAAAUGCGAGAUAACUAUAUAAAAGAGCAUAUGAAGACUGAUCCCAACUUAUUAUUAUCAAGUCAAAACUUAUUUAAAAUGGCAAAAGAAGUAAAUUUGGAUCAAUUUUCUGGCGCUCAUCCAUGUAAAGGUCCUGGGGAUACUAUUUGGAUGGGAAUAAUGGACAAUAAAGGCUUUUCAGUUUCUUUUAUUCAGAGCAUUUACUUUCAAUUCGGAAGUAAUAUGGUGCUUCCUAGAACAGGUAUUUUGUGGCACAAUAGAGGAGUAGCAUUUAAUUUGGAGAAGGACCACGCUUUGUGUAUAGAGCCUGGGAAGAAGCCUUACCAUACGUUGAAUCCAGCAGCAGCUCGUUUGCGCGAUGGACGAGUUUUGGUUUAUGGAACAAGAGGUGGAGACGGGCAGCCUCAAACACAGUGUGCAAUCUUCCAUAGAUACGUGGUGCAGGGCAAAGAUGCUCAGCAGGCAGUGACUGAACCAAGGUGGCUUUAUGGAAGGAUAUCUGGUCCUCCAGAGACCACCCUGAAAUUAGAAGGAAGGUUUAAUGCUGAGACUAUAAAUUAUUUGAAAGAGAGAGGUCAUGAUAUCGUUAUGUUGCCAGAUUAUAGCGAACACACUGGUCAAGCUGGAUUGCUAGUAAGACAUCCUGAUGGAAAUAUGGAAGGCGCCUUCGAUGUUAGAAGUAAUGGAAGUGCAGCUGGCUUUUAAUGGAAUAUUUUUAUUUGCAUGUUUAUUUUUAAAUAGAUAUUAAGAGGUCAGCUCUGAAAAGGUCUCGAUAAAUUGUAUAGAUGAUUUAGUAAACUUCCUGAUAGUACUUAAGCUAGUCAUAAAAUCUUAUAAACCAAUCGUAAAAGUUCUGGGUUGAUACCUGGUUCUGGUUGGCAUUUAUAAGACUUUUUAUAAUUUCUAACUAACUCUGAUGAUACAGGUAUAUUGAUAAAGGUUCAUCCCUCGAUUAAAAGUAACACGUGUGAUGUUUUAUAUAAUAGGGGAUUAAUUCAAAUUAUACAGGCAAUAAUAACAUGUUUUAACUCGUCAAGGACCG
Spodoptera litura is the source of this 2269-nucleotide messenger RNA. RefSeq lists its product as uncharacterized. The record is from RefSeq and is a predicted model, not a curated record. Lineage: Eukaryota; Metazoa; Arthropoda; Insecta; Lepidoptera; Noctuidae.